This is a messenger RNA of Cylas formicarius (sweet potato weevil), 2407 nucleotides long. Its product is annotated as protein dead ringer. The record is from RefSeq and is a predicted model, not a curated record. Lineage: Eukaryota; Metazoa; Arthropoda; Insecta; Coleoptera; Brentidae. The transcript is spliced from 9 exons. Bases 262 to 1788 code for a protein of 508 amino acids. Gene Ontology annotation, molecular function: DNA binding. Gene Ontology annotation, biological process: regulation of transcription by RNA polymerase II. Gene Ontology annotation, cellular component: nucleus.
UUGAAAUUGUUAAGGUCCGAGUGGGUUCUGUCCCGCUCUCGAGCCUAAUUCAGGACUGUUAUAACCUCCAAAUAUUUCGCGUUGUCGCGUCGUUGCGUGUUGUUUUUUUGUUGUUGUUGUGGUUGUUGUGUUGGAUCGAGGUAAUAAUCGUAUCGCUAAUUUAUUAGUGAAGCCGGUGCGGGGUGCGUUCGAGAACGCAUUCUGCGGCCAAACGCUGUCAAGAUUCGCGUCAAAAACAGAGACCCCGUGCAAGUGUAUCCAAUGGAAAUGGAUCCCCAGGAACGCGAGACCGAUUUGGGGGACGAGAGCCCCGUGUCUCACAAUGAGGAAGACAUGAGCGACGGGGAGGGCCAUUCCGGGGGUGAACACGACGAUGCUGAUAGUUGCGAUGAAAUGCGACGUCAUGGGAUUCUAACCGAUCACAACGAUGUCCUUACGAAGCUUAAAAUGCAAGUACGGGAUAUUAACAUGAGGGACGAAUUCGACAGCCAAAGAAACCUCAGUUUCCCGAUAAAUAGUCGCGGCCAAGACGGUUUUCAAUUGCCGGUACCGUUUCCGUUUCCUCACCCCGCGGCCGCCUUUUUACCGCCCAUGGCCCCCCAACCUCAGGCUCCGUCGUCUGGCAGCUCCCAUUCGUCUGAGGGCAGCGCAUCUUCGCAGCACACCUGGUCGUUCGAAGAGCAAUUCAAACAGGUGCGUCAGUUAUACGAAAUCAACGACGACCCAAAACGUAAGGAAUUCCUGGACGAUCUCUUCUCGUUUAUGCAAAAACGUGGUACCCCAAUCAACAGACUGCCCAUCAUGGCCAAAUCGGUCUUAGACUUAUACGAAUUAUAUAACUUAGUCAUAGCUAGAGGCGGAUUAGUGGAUGUGAUAAACAAGAAACUCUGGCAAGAAAUAAUCAAAGGACUGCACUUACCGUCAUCGAUCACUUCUGCUGCUUUUACGUUAAGGACACAAUACAUGAAAUACCUUUAUCCGUAUGAAUGCGACAAGCGACACCUCAGUACGCCAUCGGAACUACAGGCGGCGAUAGACGGCAAUAGGCGAGAGGGUAGAAGAAGUAGUUACGGACAAUACGAUUCGAUGUCUAGCUUUCUGUUAAGGUCGCCUAACCCCACGCACCAGUUGAACCCGUUAUCGCUGGUAUCUGCUGCGCAGCAACAGCAGAUCGCUGCGCGGAUGAAUUCCGUGAUGAGCGGAAGCAUGAACCUCCAUAACGGGGCUCAUCAUCCCAGUCAUCCGCAGCCGAUGGGCCAGCCACUGGUGAACGGAGGACCGCUGCCCAAUUUGGCACCUAGCGAAUUCGAGGCAAGAAUGAUGGAGUAUAUGAAGUUGCUGAAUAAAGAGAUGAGAUCGUCGGCAGGCACGCCCCCGAGACCGGGAGAGAUCUCUCCUCCAAACGCAACGUCCCCCCUCAAUCAAUUCGAAAUGUCGCGGAUGACACUUUUCAAUCUCUACAAUAACAACCAGCCCCAAAUAGAACCGCAAAAAGAGCCCAUCAACCUCUCGGACACCUCGCCGGCCAUUAAACGCGAACCCGAUUGCAUGGAUUCCCCACCGCCUUCGAAGAGGAUAACCAAGGAGCAGGACGACAACCCGAAACCCUUGUCGCCAGCAUCACCCCUCUUGACGCCCAGCACGCAUAUCAAAAUUAAUAGUAGGGGUGAUUCUCGAAGUGGCGACAACUCCCUAGUGGUUAGCAUGGAGCUGAACGGCGUGACGUACCAGGGCGUGUUGUUCGCACAAAACUCGCAAACCAAUACGAGAACAGCAUCAGCUUCCUAAAAACCGAUCGGCCGCGGCUAGUGUGUUCAAAAACAGUGUUUUUAAGUAUAGUUUUGUAUUUAUUUUGAUAUUUUUGUUUCGUGUUUUUUUUUUCGGUAGACGUGUACAGUGAGAGAUAAACGGAAGCGCGUGGCGACAGAAUGUGUGUUUUUGUUUUAAGAAAAAAAAUUGCGGCUGUAUAGGGAAAUCGUUUUUUCAUUGUUUUAGAGUUGGUACCAACAUUCUUUUGACAAAUUCGAAGAUUUUUGAUACCCAGUACAAAAUUUAAGUUUAAGUCUAAAACGAGUAUUAUUGAGGCUAAAGAUGAAUGCGUCAGUGUUUACCUUAAUGUAAAGAAUAAAAUGGCCAGUUUUUAAGGCGUGUAUGUACAUAGAGUUUUUAUAUUAGAUCUUAUUUCAGUGUAUCUUUCGCUAGGGGAUUUUUUUUUUCUAUUUGCCAGUUUUGAAAAACAACAGACAACAAAACGUACACGGAUCACAUAAUCUGGUUUAAAAUCUCUUUUGAAAUGUUCAUCCCUAUGUUUGAAAGAUGCGCUGUAAAUUUAAAUGCAAUUAAUAAAAGCAACCGUUAAUGAAUGUGAUUUAGUUAUUAGAACUAAAUUAUUAUGCAGGCAUAUUUA